UCGUUUCAGGGUAAUAAUGACAUCUAUAAUUGUUCUAGUGCCAGAAACUGGACAGGUUUUGCUUCAGAAGAACGUAAAUUCAAGUAAUAUUCCCUCAAUUACCUACUUACCUAUGGGCGGGACGUUUACUUACGGUCAAAGGUUUGAUGUAAGGCUCGAAAAGUUUAAAUGUGAGCAUCACAUCACAAGCUUUCUUCCAGUUUCGGAGUUUAUCAUGAUAGUGGCUGUCCAGAAAAACGAAGUUCAAGUUGACGAAGAACAUACCUAUUACAUGAACUGUGUAAUACAGGAUUUCGCCGCCGGUAUGGUCCUUCUGAAAGGACGAAACGAACUUAGUGGGGCUGCCUUUACCUCGUAUGACAUCAAUUUACACACAAACAGAUUGCAACGAGAGUUCCAGAUGUUUACCCCAUUCUUUGAGCAACUUAUCAGAUCGUCUUCAGCUCCUAGCGUUCUUCUCAACACUUGCGAUUUCAUCCUCAGUGAAAAACGUAAAGACUUGAACGAGCUGCUCGAAGGCUUCACAGAAAGUUGUGAAUGCUUACACGCUUGCAUAAUGAUGGGAGGUAAAAUCGUUUGCGGUACGAGCGAAUGGUUUAAACUAAUUAAGAUUCCUGAAAUGCGAUUAAUUGUAUCCUUCGUUACUUCAAUUUACGAAAACACCCUGUCUUCGAUCUCAGACAUUCCGGUAUAUCUACCUUACACAAAUCCUGCAGCACCAAUUAGACUUUUGAGGGUGCAACUCAUGCAAGAUGCGAUGCUCUGCAUGUUGUGUGAAAACGACGUCAAAAUCCAGACAGUGAUAAACCAGAUUGAACAAAUUCUGGCCACAAAGAUUGAUUUAAUUCAAGGUGCUCUUCACAUAAAGGACAGAUGUUUCCCGAUUCAAAGCCAAGCAAACGCGCAUGUUCAAGCCUUCUGUUGUUAUAGCAGAACUACUCGGCUUUCUGUACUCUCAUUCAAUCCUCACACAAAUAUUGCGAGCGACUCUUCAGUUGCAGCAGGCGCCUCCAGAACCAUGGACAAGGACACUAUGCGCACAUACUUAUGCGAUUUUAUCAAGACAAAUUUCGAGAUGAUCAGAAUGAUCGAUUGUCAACCUUCAGCUACCUCACUAACAGACAACAACACACAAGGUGCUAACGCUUCAGGCGAGACGCCGACGUCUGAAGAACAAAUGGCCAAAGAAGUCGAUUCCAGCGAGGGUCCUGAAAAUGAUAUGUCGGAGCUGUACUGGGUCAAGAAGGGUUGCAAAGUGUUUUUAUUAGGCGUGACCAACUACAUAAUGAUAGUUUUGUUCAACUCGGAGACGCCCACAUACCCGAUGAGGUCUAUAUCAACGACACUCCUCGAAUCUAUCACAUCAGCAUCAGAUUUCUAGCCUUUUCCUGCAAUGUAAUAAUUUUGAAAUCUUUUAAAUAACAAAUUCAGGACAAACUGGGGUGCUCAAGUGUUCACAAGUUGAAGCAAUCAAAUAUUUACUUAUAUUUAAGUCCUUAAUUUGUUUUCGAUUCGCAUGAUUACUAAUUUUUCAGCCUUUGUGUUUAAUAUUAAUUUCAAGAAAAAAUAAUCAACUAAUAACAUG
Messenger RNA from Symsagittifera roscoffensis, 1585 nucleotides. RefSeq names its product protein fuzzy homolog. Lineage: Eukaryota; Metazoa; Xenacoelomorpha; Acoela; Convolutidae. The transcript has a single exon. Gene Ontology annotation, biological process: non-motile cilium assembly; vesicle-mediated transport. Bases 17 to 1381 code for a protein of 454 amino acids. The record is from RefSeq and is a predicted model, not a curated record.